Messenger RNA from Colossoma macropomum (tambaqui), 2972 nucleotides. RefSeq names its product protein phosphatase, Mg2+/Mn2+ dependent, 1K (gene ppm1kb). The transcript is spliced from 7 exons. Gene Ontology annotation, molecular function: protein serine/threonine phosphatase activity; cation binding. Bases 211 to 1329 code for a protein of 372 amino acids. NCBI's taxonomy places the organism in Eukaryota, Metazoa, Chordata, Actinopteri, Characiformes, Serrasalmidae. The record is from RefSeq and is a predicted model, not a curated record. Gene Ontology annotation, biological process: protein dephosphorylation.
GGCGGGGUUAGCGCUGGCAUACAACCGCCGGAGGUCUUUCAUCGCCAUUUAGAUUAAAAACGAAAAUCCGUAAGAAGCGAAGGGCGCUCCUGGCUUAUUUUGAGAGGCUGUGACCUACUUGCUGCUGUCGCGCCUGGAUUUGUCUGGUCCGAGGUGUGUUUAAGGGAAUUAGUUUGGAUCAGCUGUUCAGUACUCCGCGGUCGGUGAGCUAUGUCAGUGGCCAUGCUUGUGCGACUGGCCACGCAUGGCGGGUCCCGGAUGUGCCGCAGGGUCGUGCUGAAGACCACCCGGGCAGUGCAGGACGACCCGAGGCGAAUGGUCCACAGCCCGUCGGAAACUCGCUCCAGCAACUCCCGCUUUGACCCGGACAGCAGCGGCCGCCCCACCACCUGGGACUCUUUUGGAAUUUGGGACAACCGCAUAGAUGAGCCCAUCCUGCUCCCUCCCAGCAUCCGGUACGGAAAACCCAUCCCCAAAGUCAGCUUGUCCAAGGUGGGGUACGCCUCACAGAUCGGCCAGCGCAAAGAGAACGAGGACCGCUACCAGCUAUCGCAGUUGACCGACAGCAUCCUGUAUUUUGCUGUGUUUGAUGGGCACGGGGGAGCAGAGGCUGCUGACUUUUGCCACAAAUACAUGGAGCAGCAUAUUAAAGAUCUUGUGGCAGAGGAGGACAACUUGGAGCUGGUCCUGACAAAAGCGUUUCUCAAUGUGGACAAAGCGUUAGCAAGGCACCUUCACUUCACUGCAGAUGCCUCGGUGCUAAGUUCGGGCACCACUGCUACAGUGGCUUUGCUGAGAGACGGCUUUGAGCUGGUGGUGGCCAGUGUGGGGGACAGCCGGGCCAUGCUCUGCCGGAAGGGCAAAGCUGUAAAGCUCACAGUGGACCACACUCCAGAGAGAAAGGACGAGAAAGAGAGGAUUCGUAAAAGUGGGGGCUAUGUGACCUGGAACAGCCUGGGUCAGCCUCACGUCAACGGCAGAUUGGCCAUGACACGGAGCAUCGGAGAUUUCGACCUCAAAAAUGCAGGGGUCAUCGCAGAGCCGGAGACCAAACGCAUGACACUGCAUCACGUCCAUGACUCCUUUCUCGCCCUGACCACGGAUGGCAUCAACUUCAUCAUGAACAGCCAGGAGAUCUGUGAUGUCAUCAACCAGUGCCACGACCCCAAAGAGGCAGCACAGCGGCUCUCUGAACAGGCCCUGCAGUAUGGAGCUGAGGACAACAGCACGAUCAUUGUGGUGCCAUUUGGUGCGUGGGGCAAAGAGAAAAGCUCUGAUGUCAGAUUCUCCUUCAGCCGCAGCUUCGUGUCCAGUGGCCGCUGGGCGUAGGGGCCGAAUAGGAAGAAAAAGACAAAUGAGUGGGCCAGGUGGGAGGGCGAUCCUAGUCGGAUCCGACUAAUGUGCAAUACUUUCAGUCCAUGGUGUUAAGGGAACAGGAAAAAGAAACGCAUCCAGCAUUCAUCCCCAAAACCAAUCAUUUGGAGACAUAGGUCUGUUGAGAAACAGCAAAAUGACUUGCUGUUGUACUGCAUCAGGUCUCAUUGGCAUUAUAUACAUUCUGUUAAUGUGCAUUGGGGCACAAAUGAACUGCUUUCGUGAGGGAAAACAGCACUUCCUAAAACCUGCACACUAGCCGGUACUGCUGCAGCCAUGGUUGAACAAGGCCAUGUUUUUUGGCAAACAGGCGGUUCAUUGUACUUUGCUGUAUAAAUGGUUGCCUCAGUUUUACCUCAGAACACUUUUUAAUUCUAUGUAUUUUAGAAUUGUGACUUGAACACAGUUGUAGAUAAGUUGUUGUUUCUUUCAGCAAUUUCAAGCACAUUCAGUGGGUCAAAUUGAGGUUUCUGUUAUAAAAUGGAUAAAAAUGAUAGCACUUUUAAUACUGAUGGUCCACUUUAGACACCCAUUUCUUUGGAUGUCUAGUAUUUCAAUGACUUCAAACACUGCUCACUUAAUUUAACAUCUGAAACAUCCCAGACUAUUGCUCCUACAUAAAACUGAUGAGGAUGUUUCUCUGAUAAUAAUGCUUUAAUGAUGUGUUGAGGGAUGGUUUAGUCCUGCACUGUACUUGGAUACAUUUUCCCAUCUCUGGCCAAAUGUACAUGAAUUUUGGUUGGCUUUCUUUGCUUGACAGUUCAGCAAAUUGUCUUUUGACUUCUGUAGGUACAACAAGCAUCAAAUAUGUGUGCACUGUAUUUAGUUUGAUUGUGGUAUUUUACUUGCAUCCAUCCUUAACUUACUCCUUAAAUAUGAACAAACACUCUAGUAUUGCACUUACCUGGGGGCAGCUGAUGAUAACUUGGCUUGUCCAAUGCAUGAUAGCACUGAGGUCAUCCUGACUGUUCAAAGCAAUUCUCCCUGUGCCAUCCUACCAGGACCUUUCUGCUGCAAUGCUUUUGGAAAACCAGUCUGAACCUCUUUAUUUCCUGUGGACCACUGUUAUGUUUAGUGAACUGAUCUGCUCAUCUAGUGCCUUUUGUCUUAAUGGUCUCCUUUUGUUACGCAAGCACAGUGAUUAUGGUUCGGGACAUUACCGUGGACUUCUAGGAACAAGACGCUAUGACUUGAGCUCGCUCAUUAGUAAUACACAGAUGUUAAGCUUUGUUGGGCUUGUAUGCAAUGGUCCCCUCAAGUGCAUUUGGAACAGGUAUGGUUUUGUAUUACAUGUUUUGUAAAUAAUCAUAUUUAUAUAUUUUGAUGUACCAGAGAAAUACCUGUUAUAUAUAUAUGUAUAUACACACUGUUGUAUAGUUGUAGAAGUGUAUCAGCCUUUAUUAAAGUGUAUGAGACUUUAAAAAGGAGGCAUUUCUUCCAGAUUGGGACCCUCUCGUGUGAACAUGAUAGCAGAUUUUGGAUCUAAAACGCUUCCAUAAUACCUUUUCUGUACUGUAGUCAGCUUUAGGAGCCAGAAAUAUGUGACCUUGGAAUGUGAGCAUCUCAACUCGAGGUGUAUUCAAAGAUGAGUCUUUUUU